Trypanosoma brucei brucei TREU927 is the source of this 3519-nucleotide messenger RNA. RefSeq lists its product as hypothetical. Bases 1 to 3519 code for a protein of 1172 amino acids. The record is from RefSeq and is a predicted model, not a curated record. Lineage: Eukaryota; Euglenozoa; Kinetoplastea; Trypanosomatida; Trypanosomatidae. The transcript has a single exon.
AUGAGUGGGCGCCUGUCUUCUUGUGAACUUCCUGAACCACGGCGCAGUGAAAUCAUGUCUGCGGCUGGAAGGCGCUCGCAACUCGCCUUAGCAGUUAACCGCACGCUGGAUCGCAAAUCAUUAUUUUAUACUUCAUCCAACACACACAACACGGCCGUCGAUGCAGCGGGCAGUUCUCGAAUCAGCGGUAUCAAUGAGCAUAAAUUAGACACUUGCACCAACACCACCAUUAGGGAUGUGGUAAAAUGCGCAAUUAAUAGGGGUUCUGGUAUCACCGAUUCAGCGACUGCAGUGAGGGCGUUGUCGGUAUUGCCAUCGGAAACACUCAUGUCAUCUUCAAGACCAUCUGAAUUAUUGUCUCAUUGUCCUCUUUCCGGUAGCUUGAGGGAAAGAGGUGCGGAUCCAUUAAGGUCAAUGCAACCAACUUCACAACUCAGUUUUAUGACAUGCAGCAGUGCUGGCCCAAGAAUCAGCGCAGGUAAAAGGGUGAGUGCACCUCCCAGAGUGGAACCAACAGUGAGCUGCAGAAUUUCAACCAUGCAAAUUAGUCCACGACUGAGUUGUAUCGCUGACCGUAGCGGCGCUGUUGCGCGAUCUGAUAUCGCUGUGGGCGGCAGAUCGGCACUAGUGGGGGUGCACUCACCACAGCCGCGAGUGAUUAAUAGCGGUCGUGUAGCAUAUGGUACGUAUACGCGGAGAAGCACUGAAAAUGACGGUGUUGCUCCGGCAAGGUGUGCACCUGCAAUUUCGUCCACGUCCAGCUCUGCUCGUAUUGCUGCAAUUCGUAGUGAAAAGUCUGUUCUUCCCCCAGCCGCUAUCGCAACCACAACCGCAACACCAACGAAAACAACUCCUGUCACUCCUGUUAGCGCAUCCAGUAGCGCGAGCAUUCAUUUUGCAGUUUCCAGAACAGCGGCGCCACGUAAUGGAGCCGCUGCUGACAAUAGUGGCAGUGGUACUCGCGCUGCGCCGGAUGUGUCUGCCUUUCGUAAUUCGAGGCUUUCCGAUCAUGAAGGAGCUCAGCAGCUGAUUAGCCCGGAAAAACAAGCGCGCGAUGCUGAUGGAUGCACUGGAGCCAAGGGUGUUUCAAGGCGACUGUCUUUUGAUGAUGGGGCCGUGAAGAUGGGCUCGAACUCUUUGGAUUUCUCAAAGGAUAGUACGAAGGCGUCGUCCAGAGUAAACGGGGCUGACAAACCAGAGCAGACGACCGUUUCACUAAGCGCUAAUACUCAACAAUGGAGGGAGGAGUCGAGGACUACCUUAACCCCUGUGCGUCGUCCCACUGCGCCACCUACCUUUAUUUCUACUCUCGAUCCCUGUCCUGUUAAUGUCAAUGAAGGAGUGGUGACAACAACAAAGUCAUCAGCGGACGAGGUGGUACUGGGAAAACAUGUACAGGAAAAUGAUGUAAGGGCUCAUGGGCGAGAAAGACAAACGGUCAAUGUCUCCCGCUUGCACAGUUACGCGGGUGCACCCGUCCAUGAAACUGGGCAGAAGCCGUUCAUUAGAGAAAGUGUGUGUGGAACCGACAGUGAUCGAUCACAAUCAAAUGUCGUGUCUUCUCGUAUCAGUCAAGGAGACAUCAGAUUCUGCAGCGCUCUUCGGCCCAAAUUUGACAUGUGUUCCGGUCGUUACGGUGACAAAGUGGCUCAAGUGAAAAUGAGCAGAUGCCAUAGCGCUGGAUCAAGGUUGUUGCCAGCGUCGAGGGAAAGUGGUGGAACACUCUUCAACGAUGAGCGUAACACUAGUUUUGGCGCUCGCAGUCGUGCUCGUGCGAGCGAUCAGGUUGGUUGUAAUAGUCAUAAGGAAGCUAAUGGUUCUAGUCAUGCAGCGUCUUUGGUUUCGACAACAGCAGGUGGUCGGUUGGAAAGAGCGGAACGGCGUCCCAUACCUCCUGCAUCACAGUGGAAGGGGACGUGUUUUCCUGCAUCCCUCACCGCUGUCGAUCGUGCUAGCGGCUCAAAUACAUAUGCUGCUACCACCGCUAAAAGGGCUUCUUCUACUGAUGCGCAAACCUCUGAAGGUUGUGGUGCUUUCCUUCGCGGAUUAAAAUUGGCAUCAUCUGGCGCAGCUGAUUCAAUGGAGCCCCAAGUCAUUCCCCCUACUUUUUCCAAAGACACAGAGACCACAUUAACCUUCACCCGGUGUGUGACUGAAUUUUGUACAACGAUCCUCCAGGAGCGAGACCGUCGACAUGAUGCGGAGGCGGGGGCGGAGGUGAAGGCUUGCCAUCCUACACGGAAAAGUGGUUCUAUGGAUGUCACAUCUCUUUGCUUUUCCCGCUGUGCUUCGGGUCGCAUCGUGCCUCAGUCACGUGAGUGGCCCCGUCGUGCCGACCCCACUUCCCAAAAGCGUCUUAGCUGCCCGUCAGUUCCUCUCCGUCGUUCUGCAACGGCGCCGUCAUGGCGGUGUCGGAUGUCUACGCGUGAAGAAACCACUUGCCCAAUUAGGGCUCCCAGCCCUACGAAUACCACAACAUCAUCCACCGCUUCGGUUCUCCUCCGUGUGCGGAAUGUACUCGACGAGCGCCGUGCGCGAAUUCAAGCGAGUUUGCAAGAGUGGCGGAAUGGUACGAGUGAGGCGGGUGGCAACGCUGCAAAGGCAGUAGUGCUCGCCCGUGUCGAUCAGUCCAAUCAUCAACAGUUGAAGUUCAACAGGGGCGGAGGUAGUGGCAGUGGGAGCAGUGGCGGAUGCUACGGUAUAAGCAGCAGCAACACACCCGGGGAGAUGACAGAACGGGUUGACAAAUCCCAUGAGAGGUCAGAGGAGGAGGAACACACGCCCCUUCAGGCGCCGCUUCACGGGGAUGAGUCCCACAUGCAACAAAAAAGGUAUGUAUUAUUAGCGAGUGAAAGCGUUGCAUCACCGAAAAGAAUUAAUAGUAGCGAUCACCAUGGCACUGACGAUAGCGAAGGGAAUGAUACAAAUCACAUUAGUGUUGGAGGAGAUGCCGCGAGGAGGGGCGAGCAACACGUGGAUUGCGACAAUUGCGUGUCUGAUGGCUACGAAGCCGACUAUUGUGAUGAUGAUGAUGAUGAUGACUGUGGUGAGUCAAGCCACAGUGAUGAGGAUCCGUGGUGGUUCUUUGAAUACUUUUGGAGCGGUCCUGCUAUUGUCGUUGUACCACCAGCUUUUGUGCCCCCACUGAAUUUCGCUAAACUUCUUAUACCCGAUGACGGAACUGCGCUAAAGAAGUACGCUAUUCCAUUGCCGACCCCAAUGCCUCUGUCACCAACGAGAGCCAACCGGACCGUUCCGACUGAUUUUGUAGCGCCCCCCGCGUUUAACCCGCCGCAUUCCUCAGCAGCAUGUAGUGGUUCUCGUAGGAGACGCCUGGCUGAAGUUAAACAAACUGAAACCUCAGUUGAGGCGAAACGGGAGAGAGGAGUAAGUGUUAAAAUAUUGCUGUUGGAAACGGCAGAGCGGCGCAGUCGGCGGUUGCGGCAUCAGGAAGAGAUCGCUAGUCGCUGGGCUUUGCAAGAGCAACGUGCUGAAGAGUUAAGAUGCCAAGGACUUUGA